This is a messenger RNA of Sporisorium graminicola, 2994 nucleotides long. RefSeq lists its product as uncharacterized. Gene Ontology annotation, molecular function: methyltransferase activity; structural constituent of ribosome. Gene Ontology annotation, biological process: translation. Gene Ontology annotation, cellular component: mitochondrial small ribosomal subunit. Lineage: Eukaryota; Fungi; Basidiomycota; Ustilaginomycetes; Ustilaginales; Ustilaginaceae. The record is from RefSeq and is a predicted model, not a curated record. The transcript has a single exon. Bases 1 to 2994 code for a protein of 997 amino acids.
AUGAAGGCUACUCUCCGGCCCAAUCGGCUCCUCCUGCCCACCGCGAAGCUGCACGCUAGGGAAACACUACAUCCUGUAACAAGUCGAAAUGUGUCGUCCACCGCUUCAGCCAGCUCAUCCAGAGCAUCCGCUCUCGCCAAAGCAGCCGAAGCCUCUGCCACAGCCUCCGAGCGUCUAGCAGCGGGAGGUGCACCCAUCCUAGGGCCCUCGUACACCUUGCGCCAAGACGCCAACAAGCUAGACUCCUCCACCCACCGUAUCUUCUCCGACCACGACGAGGCGCACGCCUAUCUCAACCUCAGCUCUUCCCAAGCACGUCGCUCGCGCGCAGCCCGAUUCGGCACCAAUCGACAUACCACCUACGCAUCUCCUACAGCUGCAGUACACGAGUCCUCCCGAUAUGCUGCGGCCGCUGAGGAGCAGGACGAAGACGAGCAGCUCGCUCUAGCGUACGCAUCGCCUACGGGCACAUCUACAUCGUCGAUCUACCUGCCCGAGUACGUCGCGUGGGCCAUCUCGCAGCUCAUUGCGGCUGCGAACGAUCCGAAGCUGCUGCGUGCCGACCACUUGAAGCUGGCACACCUGACGGAUCCACAGGAACACAUGGCAGAGGCAGCCCAUAUCCCGCCCAAGCGCUCGUCGCUGCUUCACCUCGCGACAGUCUCGCCGCACCGAUACGCUGCGAUCCUCGCCGUACUCGCCGAAGUCAGGCAGAGGCUGUCGACGCCUGUUUUUGCGCAGGGCUCUGACGCGGAGGUGAUGGAGAAGGCCUUGCCGCGAUGGGCGCCGGACACCGUGUUGGAUUUCGACUGUGCGGCAGGCGAGGGGCUCUGGGCGGCGGCCCAGGUGUUCAGGCAGGACGAGGCGGAUCCCCGCAGCUCUACCUCUGUGCAGCGGUAUCAUGGCUACGACCGUCGCCCCAACCUGCUGAAAAGCGGGAAGAAAGUGGCGCAGAGCUCGUCGUCCAACGUGUCCCCCGCUGACCCGGUGAAGCCGUCGCGCGAAGUCAAGCUGAAGGACGAGGGCGAGCAGAUCGAAGUCGACGGCAUCACGUACUACGAGCAAGACUCGUCUGACGUUGAUCUAGCUCUAGAAGAAACCGCCGAGGAAGAAGAGGGCGAGACAGACCAGCCAGUAGCACACGAGUACUUCUCCGGGCCCAAAUCCGCCAUGUCCUCUGUCGAAAAGACGUUCCAAUCUGUGCCGCUCGCCAAGGACCUCACCUCGCUCUCCCAAAACGGCCGCACUCUUGCGCUUUCGGCAUUCGCACUCAGCCUCAUGACCAACGACACAAACCGCUUCGAAGCGGUGAAGGCCAUGUGGGACUCGGGUGCCGACGUCAUUGUCAUCAUCGACCAGGCCACUCCCCGAGGCUUCGCCAGUGUCGCCUCAGCCCGCGCGCAGCUUCUCCAGCUCGGCAAACAGCACGCUUCUGCACAGGGGGGAGGAGCCGCCCACGUCGUCGCCCCCUGCUCGCACGACAAGCCGUGUCCGUUGCUGCACCCUUUCGCGAUCGGCUCUGCGGCCGCCGCCGCGGUGGGAGCGCGCUCGGAUACGGGCAACCCGGCAAAGUCCAAGGACGUGUGUGGCUUUACCGCGCGCUACCAUACCCCGACGUUUUUGAGGCGCACGAAGCACUCGGAUCGGGGGGAGGAGAAUGUCGGGUACAGCUAUGUUGUGGUUCGACGCGGGGCACGGCCGAGCUUGGUAGGCGAGGCGCGCCGGAGGUUGGCGGUUGGCGAGCAGAGGGGGGAUGCUGAUGCGGAUGAAGUGGCGGCCGUGGUGCAACAGCUGGCAGGCGAAGCGAGCACGACAAAGACGGGCAUUUUGGACUUGCUGAGGAACGCGAAGAAGGCGAGUGUGGAGAGGCGGAUGUUGCAGGAGGUGGAUGCGAAUGCCGCACUCACUGCGGGGGUAGAAGCAGCGCCAAAUGCUGAGGUUGGAGAGGGGAAGGAGGAGAUGUCGGACCAACAGGCGAUGGACGAGCUGCUCAAGCUUCUGCCAGACGCUGUUAGGGCCGAAUUCACACAAGGUUCCACCGCCGGCUCCAACAAUGCCCAAAUGACGCCGGAACAGCUGGACGCCAUCAUGGCCUCGGUUCGAACCUCGCUCUCUCCUCCCACUCCCUCCUCCGCCGCAUCAUCAUCAUCAUCAACAUCGGCUGACGUCUCCGACGAACGAGACGCCAACGCCGACGCCGACGCACACACGAUCAGCGUGGCAGCGCCAACGGUCGAAUCGGAGCUCGCGAUGCGACUGGAAUCGUACGCGUGGCCACGGCUGAUCAAGGCACCGCUGAAGAAGGGCGGCCACGUGACGCUCGACGCUUGCUGUGCAUCGGGCAACAUUGAACGGUUCACGAUCAGCAAAGCCUCGGGGAAGCAGGCAUACCAGGAUGCGCGCAAGUCCAAGUGGGGGGAUCUGUUCCCGCACCCGUCGCGGUCCAAGAGCGUCAUCAAGGUGCUGAACCCCGUGUUUGCCGUCGAGAUGCAGGAGCAGGAGCAGGGCGGGACGGAACGAGAGGGGAAUGUGAUGGAUCAGCUGGUGCUGCGUGCUCCGAGCAAGCUGAACAACCACGGUGCGGGCGGGAAGAAAGGGUGGAGUGUGGUGGGGUCGGGCGAGGAGGACGAAGAGUCGAUCCUGCGCGAGCUGUUCGAAGACCUACCCGACGACCAUGCCUCCGCCGGCGCUACCGGCAGCCGAUGGGACCACAUCGACAAAGGCCAGGCCGCAUACAAACUCAUCUCGCCCAACCUCGUGACACCAACCAAGAAGCAGACGAAACGACUCGCGAUCAACUACAACAACAAAUGGCUCGGCCCCGCCGCAACCGCCAAGCCGAACCAACGCGUCCAGCGUUCCACCCCGCCUACUGUCAUCAACAGCGAAGACCACCAGGCCCGCUUCGAGAGCAGUCUCGACAAGGGCGUCCAACACCGCCGCUCAUCGCGAAAAAAGAGCAGAGGCGACUGGGACACCGAGCUUUUUGGCUAG